This is a messenger RNA of Anolis carolinensis (green anole), 2490 nucleotides long. It is a transcript of the gene tgfb3, whose product is annotated as transforming growth factor beta 3. Bases 434 to 1741 code for a protein of 435 amino acids. Gene Ontology annotation, cellular component: extracellular region. Gene Ontology annotation, biological process: transforming growth factor beta receptor signaling pathway; regulation of cell population proliferation. Lineage: Eukaryota; Metazoa; Chordata; Lepidosauria; Squamata; Anolidae. The transcript is spliced from 7 exons. Gene Ontology annotation, molecular function: transforming growth factor beta receptor binding; growth factor activity; cytokine activity. The record is from RefSeq and is a predicted model, not a curated record.
AGGAGGCCGGGCUUGGAGAGCGGCGCCCACUUUUUUCUCCUUCGCGCUCAGGCGCCCGCUCGCUUUUGCCCGUCCCAGAGACGUCAUGGGAGGGAGGUAUAAAAUUUCAAGCGAGGGGAGCCGAGAGGCAGAGUGUGCGGAGAGAGAGAAGAAGGAGAAGAAGGCGCUCAAGAAAGGAGGAGGAGGAGAAGAAGGGCAAUGGGGGCAAUGGCUGGCUGGGACAUCCAGGUUCGCCCCUGAAGCGUCGUCCAAAGAAGAAGCGUCGAAAGUAGCCUGCAAAGGCGCACCCUGAGACCCCCUUUCUCUUGCGGGAAUGGCCAACGAGAGUGCGCGCAGGGGCUCUCUGGAAAGCCCGCCCAAUGCCUCCUGAGGGGCCGAAGCGGAGAGCGAGCCCACUCCCCGGAAUCCCCGCAGGCGAGCCCUUCCUCCGCCCAUGGAGAGGCGCCCCGGAGCCCCGCUACCGCUCCUCCUCCUCCUCCGAAGCCCCCCGAAGAUGCCCCCGAGAGGGACCCUGCUGCUGCUCCUCUGGCUCCUGAGCCUGGCCUCCGCCGCCCUGGCGCUCUCCUCCUGCACCACGCUGGACCUGGAGCACGUCAAGAGGAAGCGGGUGGAAGCCAUCCGCGGGCAGAUCCUCAGCAAGCUGCGCCUCACCAGCCCCCCGGAGGCCCUGGGCCCCAGCCACGUCCCCUACCAGGUCCUGGCCCUCUACAACAGCACCCGGGAGCUGCUGGAGGAGAUGGAGGAGGAGAAGAAGGAGCAGGAGGAGGAGAGCUGCGCCCAGGACAACACCGACACCCAGUACUACGCCAAGGAGGUCCACAAGUUCGACAUGAUCCAGGGCUCCCCCGAGCACAAUGAACUGACGUACUGCCCCAAAGGUGUGACUUCCAAUCUGUUCCGCUUCAAUGUGUCCUCGGCAGAAAAGAACAGCACCAACCUCUUCCGAGCUGAAUUUCGGGUUUUACGAAUACCAAAUCCCAAUGCCAAACGCACAGAGCAGCGUAUUGAACUUUUUCAGAUCCUGAAGCCUGAUGAGUACAUUGCAAAACAGCGCUACCUCAGCGGCCGGAACGUGGUGACGAGGGGCUCCCCGGAGUGGCUCUCCUUCGAUGUCACAGAGACUGUGCGUGAAUGGCUGUUGCACAGAGAAUCAAAUCUGGGCCUGGAGAUCAGCAUUCAUUGCCCAUGCAACACCUUCCAGUCCAAUGGUGUCAUUCUAGAGAACUUGAAUGAAGUGCUGGAGAUCAGAUUCAAAGGCAUCGACAGUGAGGAAAGCCAUGGGCGAGGGGACCUGGGGAGUCUGAAGAAGCAGAAGAGCCUUCACAACCCGCACUUGAUCUUGAUGAUGCUGCCCCCACAUAGGCUUGGAAGCCCAGCCUCAAGAAGCCAGAGGAAGAAACGGGCCCUGGACACCAAUUACUGCUUUCGAAACCUGGAGGAGAACUGCUGUGUGCGCCGUCUCUACAUUGACUUUCGGCAAGACCUGGGCUGGAAGUGGGUCCAUGAGCCUAAGGGCUACUUUGCCAACUUCUGCUCUGGGCCUUGCCCGUACCUCCGCAGCGCCGACACAACUCACAGCACGGUGCUUGGCCUCUACAACACGCUGAACCCUGAAGCAUCUGCUUCUCCUUGCUGUGUGCCUCAGGAUCUGGAGCCCCUCACCAUCCUGUACUAUGUUGGAAGGGCCCCUAAAGUGGAGCAGCUCUCCAAUAUGGUGGUGAAAUCCUGCAAAUGCAGCUGAAAGGGACCCAGCACCACCUGCAGCUGGGAAAUUGCAGUAACCCAACCUCUGCUGCCAAAAAGCAUAACACAACAAAACAGACAAGAACUGCUUGAAGAAGGAGCAGUAAGAUCCAGUCUUUUCACACUGUGAUCCAGGAGAAUCUACCUACUCUGGAUUCUGACAUCUGAAAAGCAGGAUAUCCCUAUGCCUUCCUGGCUUUUUCUGGGAGAUAUUUUUGCAAUUUGGAGGCUUUGGGAGGCAAAGAUGCAUAACUGGCUAGACAUUUAGUGGACAAGGGCAACUAAAUGAGGAGAAUCCCACUUAAGGAGAUAACCAUUUGCAGAACUGUGGACAGAUAAAGGGGGACUUGAAGGAACAUAUUUUCUUAGAAAGCUGACUGUAGUGGAAGUAAUUGUUCUGCAACGAGAGAGGAUGCUGGAUUAAUCUGGUCUAGACUGCUCAAAAAGGGACCGUUGAGAAAGGACCUGUUGCCACGAUUACAACAAAGGUGAAUUCUUCCACAGCUUCUCCCUCCGUCCUGGAGGACCUGCUUGAUUCUUUCGGGUCUGAGGAGGCGCCUUUGCCUGAUGGCCUCAGCCCAGUCUUAGGUGGUGAUCUUCGGAGGAGCCUGUAUUUGCUGUGCAGGUUGAGGCAUCUGCACAUUUGUUGCACAAGGACCUGGCCCAGGCCACACCUGUCCAAGGUUUUAUUAAAAAAGCAUUAAUCUCAUAUAUUAUAAAAAAAUAAAUAUUUUUUGGAAAUUGGAA